Molecule: messenger RNA, 2385 nt
Organism: Sabethes cyaneus
Lineage: Eukaryota; Metazoa; Arthropoda; Insecta; Diptera; Culicidae
Exons: 3
Coding region: 1-2385 (794 amino acids)
Molecular function (GO): catalytic activity
Source: RefSeq, a predicted model, not a curated record
AUGCCGCAUACAACCGCAUCCACUAUACGGAAAGCUUCUCCACUCCAUGCACUGGAAACUGACCGGGAAGAUGAACAACAGCAACUGACGAUAAAUACACGACGAACUGAAAUUAAUAUUGACACGAACAUUAUUGAUACGGAAACGAACACAGCGCACAAUAUUCUUUCACCUUUCAUUGACCAGCAGCGUGUCGCCUGCUCUGCGACAAUUGUUCGACCAAGCAUAUCGCCUACUAGUCAACUAUCGCGUAUAAGAAAUCCGGGCAAAAAAGAAUCUGAAAUUACAAUCUACUAUCAGAAUAUGAACAGUAUAAAGGGAACUGAACGACAGAAGGACGUGUACAUGUCGGCUCUAGCUUUAGAUUAUGACGUGUUCGCGUUCACGGAGACUUACCUCGAUCAGUCGGUGGUUGACGAAAUGUUAUUUCCAGCUCAUUUUUUGGUCUACAGAUGUGACCGAAAUCUAUCCAAUAGCGAUAAACAGUCAGGUGGAGGGACGCUUAUCGCAGUCAACAGGCGCCUAUCCAGUUCGGAUCACAUAACAGCUGAAAAUAAUGAGGCUUUGUGUGUAAAAAUUAAACUAGCAGCAGAAGCACUGUUUUUGUGCUGUUGCUAUAUACCUCCUACCUCUCGCAUCCAGCGGUACAGUUCGUUCGUAUCAUUCGUUGAUUCCAUUGAGAGUCAUCUACAGCCUGAAGAUGAUUUAAUUGUAAUCGGAGACUUCAACCUGCCAAAUUUAAAUUGGAAUCAAUAUCAAGAAGAUGAAAGUAACCAUUUUUACUUACCCGAACAAAUCAGCUCACAAAGCGAGAUCACUAUUGUUGAUGGACUGUUGGCAGCCGGUCUAAUGCAAAUUUGUAAUUUGCCGAAUCAAAAUAAUACUUUCCUGGAUCUUGUGUUUACAACAGAUACAUACAUAUGCAAUCUGGCUAUCACGGAUCCGUUGAUAAGGCACGAAAUUCACCACAAUGCAAUGUUGUUGUUUGUCAAAACACUUGCAUCUCGUGAGCACGCAUCAGGGGUGUGCAGAACGCGCUUGAAAUUCGAAUUAAUGAAUAUUGAAGCGGUUCAGUUGGAAUUAGCAAGUACCGAUUGGAACAGCAUUUUUAUUUCCCGACAAUGCUUCGAGAAUAAUUUGGAAUUAUAUCAAGGGCAAGCCACAUCACAGCUACAUUUUCUUCGCUCAAUCGAUGUAUUUAAUUAUGAUAUGGAUCAUCAAGCGAUAGUGCGUACUUGGAUGGAUGUUAACGUUAUUUCGUUCUACAAUAAGCUUUAUAACAUUUUCGUUAAACACACGCCGUCUUCUGUGUGCCGUCAACGUACAGAUAAAAGGUAUCCUGAGUGGUUUUCUGCCUCGUUGAUUCGAUUGAUGAAGGACAAACGAAGGGCAUUCAAAUACAUGCGUCGAGCUGGGACAGCGGAGAGUAUUGCCGCUUAUAAACAACUGUUGAGUUUGUUUAAGGCGGCACAUAGGGAAGAACAUCGUGCGUACAUUGGAAAACUGCAGGAAAACUUGAAGACGUUACCUGAUCCCGAUGUUGCUUCGGAAGAUGAUGAAAUAUUAGAAAUUCGACGAGAUACCAUUAAAAAGUAUAUACUUGGCUUAGAUAAAAACAAAUCGGCAGGUGCUGAUAACAUUACGAAUCGUGUGAUAGCUGACCUUGUCCAAGAAAUUGUGGAACCGUUGGACAUUCUAUUCAAUUCUUCCCUUCGCACUGGCUAUUUUCCAUCUCUGUGGAAAGUUUCGCAUUUAACACCGAUAUAUAAGAAAGGUAAUCGUUCAGACGUAGAAAAUUAUCGCGGAGUGGCAAUUCAGUCGGCUAUUCCUAAAUUGUUCGAGGCAAUCGUGUACGAAGGUCUAUAUGACAAAGUAUGUGGGCAAAUAUCAUCGAUUCAGCAUGGGUUUCUGAAGGGUAAAUCAGUCGUAACGAACCUGUGUGAAUUUCAUACAACCGUGACAGAUUACAUAUCAAGAGGAUAUCAAGUAGACUGUAUUUACACGGAUAUGAGUAAAGCUUUUGAUGCAGUAGGAAUUCGUAGUGUACUCGAUGCAGCUUAUGAUUUCGGCAUUAGAGGCUCACUGCUAAACUGGUUAAACUCCUAUUUAACAUGCAGAACGCAGUAUGUGAAAAUUCACGGCGAAGUUUCACAGCCGUUCACCGUAAACCCAGGUGUUCCACAAGGAAGCCAUCUAGGUCCGUUACUCUUCGUACUAGUGAUGAACAAUCUUUCCACUUUCAUCGUAGAAGCAAAUAUUCUGGUAUACGCCGAUGAUGUCAAACUAUUCUUACCAGUAAAGACCACCAAAGAAUGUUUUGCCCUGCAACAAGAUCUAGUUAACUUUGGCAGAUUCUGUGCUGCCUGUGGGUUAUCAGUAGCUUAA